AUGCCGCGGGAAAUAGUGACACUGCAGGUGGGGCAGUGUGGCAACCAGUUGGGUUUAGAAUGCUGGAAGCGGUUGCUGGCUGAGCAUGGCAUCCAGCCGCGGGUAAUCUCCAAGGGCAAGACGACAGGAGGAGUCGCCUUCCAGGAGAAGACAAAAGGGGGCGACAUUAAAGGUGGUGAUCUACAGGGAAUGAUGGCGGUAGGGGAGGUGGAUGAUCGUAAGGAUAUCAUGUUCUAUGAGGCGGACUCAGGCGACUAUAUAGCCAGGACGGUGUUGCUAGAUUUGGAGCCGCGUGUUGUGCAUGCUGCUCAGGUCUCCACCUGCGGACCCGCCUUCAAUCAGGAAUCCGUCUGGGUCAGUCUUGAAGGUGGCGGCGCUGGCAACAUUUGGGCCUCCGGAUUUGCCCAGGCCCAUCGCAAUGCAGAUGCCAUCCUCGAUAUUCUGGAUCGCGAGCUUGAACUAUGUGACAAUCUAGAAGCAUUCCAACUUUUACACUCCAUGGCCGGAGGUACCGGCUCUGGCAUGGGAUCCUUCAUGCUCGAAGCCCUCCGCGAUCGCUUCCCCAAAAAACUGAUGCUCACUUACAGCGUUUUGCCGCUGCUCGACAAGUCCUUGUCAGACGUGGUGGUACAGCCGUAUAACGCGAUACUGACCCUUGCACGACUAAUUGAGCACGCGGACGGUUGUAUUCUAUUGGACAACACAGCGCUAAACCGGUUGGCGACGGAGCGGCAGCGGUUGGAGCGUCCGUCAUUUGCGCACACGAACUACUUGGUGGCAACGGUCAUGGCGACUUUAACCGGUUCGAUCCGGUUCCCUUCGUACACGAGUAAUUCGUUAACGUCAGUGUUGGCGAAUGUGGUGACUAGUCCUUUAAACCACUUUUUGGUUUCGAGUAUAGCACCUCUGGAGAGUGAGGAUUUUGGAGCCAAUGUGGUGCGCAAGACGUCGGUGCAUGACGUGCUACGGCGUUGCUUCCAGCCGAACAAUUUCAUGGUAACUCUCCCACCUAGGCUGGGCCGUUACCGCUCCUUAAUGUGCUUCGUCCGAGGCGACCCUGCCCCUUUGGAGCUCACGGAGACCCUCGAACGCAUACGCAAGUCGAACGCCUUCGACUAUGGCCCAACCGCCGGUGGGGAGAAGAAUGGUUUCGAGAUCAACAGUAUAUCUCUAACCAGGCCCUCCCCUUAUCUAAAACGCUCCCGAGUCUCCGGCCUCAUCCUCAGCCAUCACUCCGGCCUACGGGAUACACUACGGAGAUGCACAGACCAAUUCGACGUUCUACUCCGCCGCCAAGCCUUCCUAGACAACUACCGACGCGAACCAAUGUUCGCGAGUGACCUCGCCGAGUUCGAACGCGCUCGAGAAGUAGUAGAAACUAACAUUGACUCACUUGAAGACUAA
Messenger RNA from Gregarina niphandrodes, 1404 nucleotides. RefSeq names its product tubulin gamma chain. NCBI's taxonomy places the organism in Eukaryota, Apicomplexa, Conoidasida, Eugregarinorida, Gregarinidae. The transcript has 3 exons. Gene Ontology annotation, cellular component: nucleus; spindle; gamma-tubulin complex. The coding region runs from base 1 to 1404 and encodes 467 amino acids. Gene Ontology annotation, biological process: mitotic cell cycle; cytoplasmic microtubule organization; microtubule nucleation. The record is from RefSeq and is a predicted model, not a curated record. Gene Ontology annotation, molecular function: GTP binding; structural constituent of cytoskeleton.